UUUCUCUCCGCCCCCUUUUUUUUUUCUCUAAGCGAUUGGCUGCGGUACCCGAAAUCAAGAACCUGGAGGGCGAUAGAUUUUACUUUCUUUCCCCCUAUUUGGAUAAUAUCUUGUGUUGUCCGAGAAAAGGGAUCGCCUUUGCUGCUUGUGCUUAGAUAGAUUGGGGAUUUGUUGAGGGAAUUGUUCCGGAAGAUGAGUUUGCGAAUGGUGCAAUGUGAGCGAAUCUCGAGCAGACAGGGAAUUAGUUUCGUCUUCGUGCCACCCAAUGACUUCUGAGGGGUUUUCAAUUCCUUUUUUUGGAAUAGAAUAUUGUUCUUCAAAUACAAAGUGUGGAACUGGGACCCGAUUCUUGAACUAAGAAUCUCGACUCCUGAUCUCUGCCUUCCCCGUCUCCGAGAUCUGCCAGUGCGCCCUUGUCUCCAAGGGAAGGAUUGGGAGGAUGACAGAAGCUGCAAUUACAAGGUAUUGGUGCCAUGAAUGUGAGCACGCUGUUGACUUUGAGGAGGCCAUGGUCGAGGCCAUGGCUGAGGAGAUCAAGUGCCCAGCCUGCGAUGGUGGAUUCAUUGAAGAGAUGAUUGGCGAGGAAUUUGAGAGGUUGACCAGCCAACAGUCAGAGCGGGAUUUAUCACAAUGGGGAACAUCUGACAACCCUUUUGAGCAGCCAGGAGCGAUAGCUGACAGCGAGGAUGAUGAUGAAGAAGAAGAUGAUGAUGAUAUGGGCCGUGAGUUUGAGGGUUUCAUCAGGAGGCAUCGACGGGCAUCAGCCCUUCGUCGGGUACUUGACAGCAUCCAAGAUGACCUCAGAGCUGACAGGGAAAGGGACAACUCUAUUCUGAUCAAUGCCUUCAACCAGGCCCUUGCUCUGCAAGGCUCAGUGCUCGAUCCUGAUGAGGCCCGGGAUGACCAAGGCAGCUCUAGCAAUGAUGAUGGUUUGCUGGAGGAGUAUGUGCUGGGGGCUGGGCUGGGCUUGCUGCUUCAACAUUUGGCUGAGAGUGACCCAAACCGAUAUGGUACCCCUCCUGCUAGGAAAGAGGCGGUUGAGGCUUUGCCCACUGUUAAAAUCGAAGAGGUUGUCAGCUGUUCAGUCUGCCUUGAUGAUCUUGAGCUGGGUUCCCAGGCAAAGCAGAUGCCUUGUGAGCAUAAGUUCCACUCUCCGUGUAUCAUGCCAUGGCUUGAACUCCAUAGUUCAUGCCCUGUGUGCCGGUUUGAGCUACCAUCUGAAGAGAUGAAAGACUUGAACGAGCCUAGCAAUGUUGUUAGAACAGAGAGCAUUCAUGACGAAAUCAGAGCUGAUGGCCCUGGGAAUGACAGUGAGAGCAGUAACAGAGCUUGGGCCCUAGCUCCUUGGUUCAAUGGGCUAUUCUCGGCACCUGAAUCGCAAACUACCAGAGGCGCUUUGACUGAUCAACAGCCACCUUCAGCUACUGGAACCAACCCGAAUGCUGGGGAAAGUUGAUUUCAUCUUCCUUUGUGAAUAAUGCUCAUACCUCUGAGGAUAGCAAUGAACCAUGUUGGUAGAACACUUCUUUUUCUCUAGUGAUAAUCCUUCUUGGAUGAAUCACAAGGUACAAAGUUUGUGGCUGCUCUGUUUUGCCAUAUGUUUAGCGAUCAUUUAACCUUUCUUGAGUUAAUUGCUGCUAAGUCAAUCUGGGUCCUGUGCAAUGCAAGCAUUUGCCUUCAUGUCCACUGCCUUGAGCUAACGGCAAUUUUUAGUUGCUUGUGAACAUGAAGUAGAGAUAAACCUCGUCAUAUUGAGUUCUCGUCGGAAAUCAAUGGGUAGGGAAGUACAGAUGUCAGUCUCAAGCAAGGCAACCUGUUCAAUUAUUGUGAACAAAUUUGAACAUCUGGUUGAAGAUGUAAGAAUUUCUGGUGGUAUCUGUUGCGUUGAUGGAAUGCCUUUGGGCUAUUUUUCGGAA
This is a messenger RNA of Panicum virgatum (switchgrass), 1916 nucleotides long. Its product is annotated as E3 ubiquitin-protein ligase SIRP1-like. Gene Ontology annotation, cellular component: cytoplasm. Lineage: Eukaryota; Viridiplantae; Streptophyta; Magnoliopsida; Poales; Poaceae. The transcript is spliced from 2 exons. Gene Ontology annotation, molecular function: ubiquitin protein ligase activity. Gene Ontology annotation, biological process: protein ubiquitination. Bases 440 to 1456 code for a protein of 338 amino acids. The record is from RefSeq and is a predicted model, not a curated record.